UUGUUGAAGUGUAUUUCAAAAGAGCUAUUAUACAAGAAGAAAACAUCAAUCAUCUUAUACUUCAUAGUACUUUAAGUAUAAAGCAAGAUGAAUAUAAAUUUAAAGAUACAGAAACAUAUAAUAAUAUUGUACAAGAAAGAAGAAAUAUUAUGAGAAAAAUAUUUAUUCAUUACUAUGAUAAAGUUUUGCGUGAGAAAGAUCUUUGUAAGUCAGAUGGAAAUGAUGAUAGAAAAUGUAUUUUUAUUGCUUUAAUCAGUAAUACUGAUUCCAGAGUUAAUGGCUUCAUUUUUGAUCCGAUAUGUCGAAAAGGUUAUUGCGUUCUUAGUUCUUAUAAUGACAGUGAUUCUUCAAGAGCGAACUAUAUAAAAAGUGAUUUUCCCUUGUUUUAUAAAGAUUCUGAGGAUGGAGAAAACCAACUUCUUUCAUGGACGGAAGAAAAAAUAGAAACAGGCAUAUUAGUACAGUGGGAAUAGAAUUACAUUACACUUUUGUUAUUUUUAUGCAACUGUUAGAAUUCCACCGUAAAUAAAUAAAUUAAUUGAAUAUAUCCAAAAAAAAUUGUUGUAUAAAUUUCUUACAAAUAAAAUUGAUAGAUCAUUUG
This is a messenger RNA of Daktulosphaira vitifoliae (grape phylloxera), 601 nucleotides long. RefSeq lists its product as uncharacterized. The annotation marks the transcript as partial. The transcript has 4 exons. The record is from RefSeq and is a predicted model, not a curated record. Lineage: Eukaryota; Metazoa; Arthropoda; Insecta; Hemiptera; Phylloxeridae.